Messenger RNA from Ilyonectria robusta, 1365 nucleotides. RefSeq lists its product as uncharacterized. The record is from RefSeq and is a predicted model, not a curated record. Bases 1 to 1365 code for a protein of 454 amino acids. The transcript is spliced from 3 exons. Lineage: Eukaryota; Fungi; Ascomycota; Sordariomycetes; Hypocreales; Nectriaceae.
AUGAGCGAGGCCGGGCGAAGUACUGGCGAUCACACCCAGCCCGCUGCGCUCCUGGACGACAAAAGCACAGUGUCCCGUUCUCCCCAGAAGCGGCGGCGAUUUUCAUCUACCCAACAAGACUCAAACGCCAGCCCUCUUACAACUUCUGCGAUGGACCCAGGUUCGAAAUCGACCCCGGCGAAUUCGGAUCAGACCCUUCCUUCCAAACCCGCCGAACAACCGCCGCCGAUCCCUACGCCUCCUCUCCCGGCAUCGUCGCUCCCUAAAGCACCACAAUUGAACACGGCCAAAUCCUCCAAGCCUCGCGCCCAACCUCACUCCUACUUCUUUCUCAGAACGGUUGUACAUCCUACGCAAGAUGACGAUUUCGACUACUAUUUUUGGCAGGAGCUGGACUCAACCAUUGAACAUUUCGUAUCUACGUACUACACGGACACUGCGUGGGAGAGCCUUGAUGAAUCCACCAAAAAGGAAUUUCUCAGCUGGGCUCCGGAUGCCCCCAUGUUAUGUUUAAUGCAGAACGGCUCCCUUUACCUCUUCAAAUCGUGGAUCUGGCGGAUUUUAGUCAAGUCAGUCUUGAUGGGGAAGUGCCCAGACUUGAUCGAUUGGACAUCACCUUACUUCAAGGCUCAAAACGACAUGCACAAUGCCUUGCUCGAGUGCAACCCAGAAGCAUUAACCCAACGGGUGCUUAUGACCAACUGGAACGUUUGGAAGUUUCUCUCCUUCAAGAUGUGUCGGGACGCGAUGGUCAACAAACCCAAUCCGCGUGUCAUAGAUUACCGCAUUGAACCUGCUUCCAUCUCUAAGAUCAUCGCCAGAGGGCUUGGCUCAAACUUCCCUAACGAGUUGAGCGAUAGGGCUCAAUUUUUCCUAGAUCUGAUCAGUCAGAGAGUUGCUAAGAUGGAGAAGAUCUUCAACAACGCCCUGUCCGACGUGCGGAUUGUUUUCCACCACCCCGACAACAUGAAAACAUCAGGCUUCGCAUUCGAGCCAGAAAUUGACGGGUUGAUUGGCCAGACCAUGACAAAUGUGGAUUGUUGGGGUGCGCAAGAGGAACAGUACAUGCGAGAGAAUCUCGAGCGCCAGUAUGAGUCUGGUUCCCCGGGCCGCCCCGUGGACUUCAUUGUGUCGCCCAUGGUAAUAUGCCGCCCUAUCUCCCAUGUUUACAGGUCCAAAUUUGUCCAGUUUCCCAUGACAGUUUGCGUCGAUUGGGUGGCGGAAUGGAAGCGGGAGAUGAAGGAGCGGAAGGAAGAAGAGAAGCAGGAGGAGGAGGAAGAGAAGCGGAAGGAUGAUGAGAAGCAGGAGGAGGAAGAGGAGAUGAAGGCAAAGGGUAAGGGUAAGGCGCGAGAGAAAGAGGAAUAG